Thunnus maccoyii (southern bluefin tuna) is the source of this 1884-nucleotide messenger RNA. RefSeq names its product nuclear receptor subfamily 5, group A, member 5 (gene nr5a5). The transcript is spliced from 7 exons. The record is from RefSeq and is a predicted model, not a curated record. Gene Ontology annotation, molecular function: zinc ion binding; RNA polymerase II cis-regulatory region sequence-specific DNA binding; nuclear receptor activity. NCBI's taxonomy places the organism in Eukaryota, Metazoa, Chordata, Actinopteri, Scombriformes, Scombridae. Gene Ontology annotation, biological process: regulation of transcription by RNA polymerase II; tissue development; hormone-mediated signaling pathway. Gene Ontology annotation, cellular component: RNA polymerase II transcription regulator complex. The coding region runs from base 1 to 1632 and encodes 543 amino acids.
AUGGACCAACCUGAUUAUCACCCACAGCAGCCCCAGGCUCUUGCCCACCAACCGGGCAACUACCCUGAGGAUCUAUUAACUUGGGAAGGAUCAUCAACAUCUCAGGAGCUAAAGACAGAGCCGGACACUAGACUGGAGUCAGAUGAGAGCUGCCCAGUGUGUGGAGACAAAGUGUCAGGAUACCACUAUGGGCUGCUCACCUGUGAGAGCUGCAAGGGCUUCUUUAAACGCUCAGUGCAGAAUAACAAGCAUUACACCUGUGCAGAACAACAGAGCUGCCCUGUGAACCUUUCUCAGAGGAAACGUUGUCCUUCCUGUCGCUUCCAGAAGUGUUUGGCAGUGGGCAUGAAGAGAGAAGCGGUUAGAGCAGAUCGUAUGAGAGGUGGCAGGAAUAAAUUUGGCCCUCUGUACCGACGGGACAGGCAGAUGAAACAGCAAAAGGUGUAUCACCAGGCAAAUACUGCUCCCCACAGGAUUAAGAUGGAAACUACACAAACACACCGGCCCACAGCUCCAAAUGACCUUCACCUUAUGGACAAUCACUCAAGUGCUCCAUCGUCUUCUGAUGCUUUUCAUCAGUCCCACAUGUAUCCCUUUGGCAUGGGGCAGUCGUGUGCGCCCAUGCCUCUGGAUUGCACAGUGAACGCAGACAGGGUGAUCACUCCUCCGCCCCUACCCUACCCUGGACUGUACCACCACCCUGUCCCUGUAUACCUCCAGGAGAAAGGAGAAAUGCCGUUUAGCUACAGCCCGGCUCCCGCAGACUAUUCAGUGCAUCCAACCCCUAACAAUUCAUUCAGACCAAGAAGCACACCAGCAUCAUCCCCCUGCUCAACACCAAGCUCAACCACCCCUCUCACCCAGGCUCCUGCCCAAACCCUCAUCACCCCCUCAUCAGCCAUGCUAACACCCAACUUCCUUAGCCAACUCUUGGCAGGAGAGCAGGAUGAGAGCCAGUUAUGUGCCAAGGUUGUGGCCAGCCUGCAGAGAGAACAGGCCAACCGAGGCAAACAUGACCGCUUAAAUACUUUCAGCAUCAUGUGUAAAAUGGCUGAUCAGACUCUGUUUGGGCUUGUGGAGUGGGCCAGGAACAGUGCACUCUUCAAAGAGCUCAAGGUGGAGGACCAGAUGGUGCUGCUGCAGAGCUGUUGGAGUGAGCUGCUGGUCCUGGACCACCUCUGUAGACAGGUGACCUAUGGCAAAGAGGGCUGCAUAUAUCUGGUCACAGGACAACAGAUUGAGGUGUCGACUGUUAUCUCUCAGGCAGGAGUGACAUUGAGUAGCCUGGUAUCAAGGACCCAGGACCUGGUGUCCAAACUAAAGGCACUCCAGUUUGACAGACAUGAGUUUGUCUGUCUCAAAUACUUGGUGCUAUUCAACCCUGAUGUGAAAUCAGUGCAGAGUCGCAGGCAGGUGGAGCACACUCAAGAGAGGGUGAACAGAGCCCUGAUGGAGCACACUCAGCGGAGUCAUCCAGGACAUUCAGACAAGUUUGGCCAGCUGCUGCUCAGGCUGCCUGAAGUGCGUAGCAUUAGCUUGCAAGUUGAGGAGUAUUUGUACCAGCGCCAUCUUCUGGGAGAUUUGCCCUGCAACUCUUUACUCACCGAGAUGCUGCACACCAAGCACAGCUGAAACGACAAUGCUGUAUCUUCAAGCGCUAGUGGAACAAGAGUUUGUUGCUGUGAAUUUUUGUACCUCUUUUUCACCCUUUCAGAUGCAACUGUCCUCUUUACUUUUGAUUGUAAACAUGUGUACCCUCUUUUAACAGCCCCUAAGGCUUCAAUCACAGAAGUGAGGGUGACAAUUUGUGAUCCCAGAUCAACAUUGAAGGGGGAUAAGUACUUAACCUGUGCCAAGCUUUGCCCAAAUUCCUAUUAUUAACAG